Messenger RNA from Ustilaginoidea virens, 291 nucleotides. RefSeq lists its product as uncharacterized. Gene Ontology annotation, cellular component: membrane. The transcript is spliced from 3 exons. The record is from RefSeq and is a predicted model, not a curated record. The coding region runs from base 1 to 291 and encodes 96 amino acids. NCBI's taxonomy places the organism in Eukaryota, Fungi, Ascomycota, Sordariomycetes, Hypocreales, Clavicipitaceae.
AUGGGUGCCGCAUCUGCCGUUCUCGUCGUGCUCAUCACCAUUCUGUUCCCCCCCUUGGGCGUCUGGGCCGUGGCAGGGUGCGGCAUGGAUCUGUUCAUCAACAUUUGCUUGACUGUCCUGGGCUACAUCCCGGGCCAUAUACACGCGUUCUACAUCGAGUACAUCUACUACGACCGCCGGGAGCAGGCUCGUCAGGGACAGUAUGCGGCAAAGCGAGCCCCCGGGGUGUACUCGGAGAACGUGCAAUCCGGCGGCCAGGGCUACGGCACCAUCGCCCAGCCGACUCGCUAG